Messenger RNA from Rotaria sordida, 240 nucleotides. The record is from the annotation of a GenBank genome assembly. NCBI's taxonomy places the organism in Eukaryota, Metazoa, Rotifera, Eurotatoria, Philodinida, Philodinidae.
AUGAAUAAACAAGUGGUUUAUCUUAUACUUAUAUUUAUCAUUAUUGAAAAUGUUUUCAAUAUUGAAAUUGAAAAUAAUCGAUAUCGUCGUGAAACAUUAUGGAAAACAACAGAAGUUCUAAGUUGUGUUCGUCGUCUUCGAUCAUUUAUAAUUCGUCCUUCAAAAGUUGAUCCAUCAAAAAAAAUUCUAGAUUGUCUUCUACAAAAAAAAGCCGACAAAUUAAAAAAGAAAAUAGGUUAA